Messenger RNA from Aphanomyces invadans, 2146 nucleotides. RefSeq lists its product as hypothetical. The transcript has 4 exons. NCBI's taxonomy places the organism in Eukaryota, Oomycota, Saprolegniomycetes, Saprolegniales, Verrucalvaceae. Bases 74 to 2059 code for a protein of 661 amino acids. The record is from RefSeq and is a predicted model, not a curated record.
GUUCCGAUUGAGGCAGACAUCGCGCGACACCGCCAGUGGCUCCGACUCUUGCUCCGUCGCCGCUUGCGUGCCCAUGGAUGAAGCACCCCAACGGCUGUCUGUAGCUGGAACGCCAGCGGUUGGGAUGGUGCCAAAUUGGUCGGAGCACCCUGUCAACGAGAACUUCUACGGCAAAGCUGUCGCUCCCACUGCAACGGACUCUCCAUACGACGCGGUCUUUUCCCCCAUGUCCAAGCACAAAGGUAUGUAUGGCGCGCGCGACGUGUACACGACGGAAAUAGACCGACUUCGAUCGACAAACAACAACGACCAACACGAAGUCGACACGUUGAAGACUCGAGCGUCGACAGGAUUCAAGAAGGCUGUCGUGGAACGACCGGCCGGUCCCCCUGUACACACCCUGCGGGAACUCACACAAGAUUGUCAUGGCGGCGCCAACCCGCAAGGAGGCAUGACGCCUCCAAGCAUGCACCUUACGAUUCUUCGGCGCAAGUUGGAAUCGUAUAUGGAUGAAAUCGACGCUACGAUGGAACACAAGGUGCACCAUUUCGGCGCGGUGAUGGCAGCGGCCGCCGCAAUGGACGAACGAAUGAACCAGUCGAAACCCGAGCCCGAAUCGUUGCCAGAGUUUGUAGACUUGUUUCUCAAGUCGUUGACAGCCGAUGCCACAAAGCGGCACGCGGACGGGCUCCCGCGUCUGUACGGCAUGGUGGCUCGAGCCGCGCAUCAUAGGUGUAUGAACCAACUGCACCGUCACCGGCGGUAUCUCGAGAGCUUGCACCACAUCUUGACCGGCGCCCAGGUGACGGACGUGGGUCUGACUUCAAAGGAAGUGGCGUCCGUGACCAGUGUCGACGACGUGCUCGUGUUUGACGUGAAGCUACACUAUUUGUCUCGCCAACGGGACUGGCUUCUGCAACUGCAACUCGCGCGCGAGCAGGCCAUGGCGCACGCCCCCUCUCCAUCCUCCAACAACCAUUUGCACAGUGCGGCGCCUCGCUCCCUGUCCAAGCAUGCACACAUGAAGAAGCUUCUGGAAGUUGCGGGUUGGUACCGUUGGUUGCAGCAGCAUGCCGACGAAGACAACAACGACGCGGUCGGCGACGACGUCGACGAACGGCAUGAGCACUUGGCUGAGGUGUUGUCGGAUGACGCUAUCUUGUCCGUGCAUGUCGACUUGAUGGCGACGGACGAGUGGCGGUCGGUCAUUCAAGCCCAAUUUGAAAACCUCGUGUUUGGCCAUCUCGAGCGCCGCAUCAGCCAGCGCGUGGACAAGGGCUGCUUUGACGCGGCCGCCCUCUACUGCGAAUCCUUCGACCCGUCGUCGAACCAAACGUCGGGCAAGCGCAGCAAAGCAUCCGACUACUUGAAUGUUCAUCCCGACUGGACCUGGCUGCGUGACCCGCAACCGAAACACGUGAUGGCAUUCGUCACACGCAUGACGCGGCACAUCCGCCGCACAUUUGCUAUCUCGGACGACAUGCACAAGAGCCUCUACGUCUUCAUUCAGCGCAUGCUGUUUCCUCGCAUGACCAUGCUAUGCUUCAAUGGCGCCGUCUUGACUGAAUGCGCGCGCAAAGAUGCCCUGUGGCGAAGUCAGCAGAUCGCCCUGCGGAGGCAGCAUCAUGGCAAAGGCGUGUCGCUCGAGCAGCUCGGGGUAUCUGCCCGCACAGCUGAGAAUCUGCGGCGUGCGUGGCCAACGUGGACGACGAUGUUUCCCAAAGCACGAAUCGCGUUUGCUGCGAUGCAAAGCAUCGUGCCGUGCGACUUGUUGGACGAGAUGAUGCACGGGGUAGUAGUGCUUCACCAAGAAGCGGCGCAGAUAUUCGGGACGACCCGUAUCCCCGUCGAUACCUUCUUCCCCCUCUUCAGCUACGUCCUGCUCCACACGGACCUCCCGUUUGUCCACGCGCAGUUGCACCUCCUCGAGCAGUACGCGCUGUGCAAUCCCCCUGGCGACUUGAACCCGACGCGCAGCGGCGAAGAAUCGUACUAUGUCUAUUGCAUGCAUGCCGCCGUUGAGCACAUCUGCAGCCAAGUCGUCGCGCCCUUAGAGUAACUUAUAUGCGCAUCGCGCGCAAAUUGUCGGUGUCUCCUGUUGAUGAAACGAGGUCGUUGUAAUAUAAAUGGUGAUUCUAUUCCUCGA